Messenger RNA from Gilbertella persicaria, 1549 nucleotides. RefSeq lists its product as uncharacterized. The record is from RefSeq and is a predicted model, not a curated record. Bases 48 to 1478 code for a protein of 476 amino acids. Gene Ontology annotation, molecular function: protein binding. Lineage: Eukaryota; Fungi; Mucoromycota; Mucoromycetes; Mucorales; Choanephoraceae. The transcript has a single exon.
AAAAAAAAAUUGCAUUUUUAACUUUUUUUUCCUCUUCUUAUAAAACCAUGGCUUGGGGAGGUAAUGACGGAGCUAUCGAUCGCUGGGUCAAACAGCUUGAAGAAAAUGAUCCUAAACUGGUCUCACUGCAUAUUCUCAGUUUUCGACGUGUUACAACUUCAGAACUUGGACGGAUCUUUCGUGCGAUCGGGUCAAAUACCGUAUUAAAAGACUUGUAUGUUUCUGGACACGCUCUGGACGCUACUUGUGUUGAUUAUCUCAGCGAAGCUUUGACAAUCAACGAGACUUUGAGAUCACUCAACCUGGGCAACACUCACUUUGGUAGUAACGCAGACGUGUUUGGGCUCUUUUGUGAAGGUUUAGCAGCUAAUGAAGGUCUUAUCAAAUUGGAUCUCGAGAACAAAGGCUUAUUGAGCAAUAGUGAUAGCAAGAAGAAAUACGAAUCAGUUCGCUUAUUAGCAGAAGCAUUAGCUAAAAACAAGCAUUUGGAAGAAUUGAAUAUUGCACGCAAUGAACUUGAUGAUUAUGCCGUGGAAUUAUUGGCUCCUGCCCUUACUGGCUUAAAGAUAGUCAACAUGGCUAUCAAUAAUAUUGGAACUGAAGGUGCAUCCACUGUUGCACAACAAGUCUUAGCACCUCAUAGUCAUGUACGAGAAUUGGACUUGUCAGAUAAUCCUUUGUUAGACGGCGCUUGUUUGUUAGGAAAAGCAUUAUCGAAAAACCAUCAUUUACGAGUGCUCAAGCUAAUUGACGUGGUGUCUAAUUUGGAACAAGACUUGUCGGCAUUGCCUCCUGCUGCUUUGGAUCCCAAAGAUGGUAAAGUGGAAGAAAGCGACGAUAAGAAAAAGACAAACCCCAUACGUAGCUCGCACGGAAAUGCGUUGAUGGAAGCCAUUGGUCAGGCUCUUGCUAGCAACAAAACAUUGACUAGUCUCUGUCUUGAUAACAACGGAAUUGAGACUUCUAGCUUAUCCAAAUUGAUCCAUCAUUUGCCAAAUAGUUCAGUAACCGAGUUAAAGUUACGUCAAAACCGUAUUGAUGAUCAUGGUGCUGAAUUGUUUGCUAGUUUGUCUAAUUUGCAACACUUGGAAUUAGGAGAGAACGAGAUCACAGCCAAGGGUUUUGGUGCUUUGUUGGAUACACCUUUGGAAUAUUUGGGCUUGUUUAACAAUUCAGUAGGUGGAUUCGGUGCUGAUGAUAUUGUAUUGCCAGAUCUGUUAUCCAGUAAGAUCACACGUCUUGAUGUAGGCUGCAAUUCAAUCGUACAUCAAGAUGUAAAAGCCAUGGCUGAUAUUCUACUCAAUAAUGGUGUGCCUCAACUCAAACUGCUUGAAAUGGGUGGAAAUGUUGAAGAUAAGGAAAUGGAAUUGUGGCAAGAAACAUUGGAUCAAAUCCUGGUCGAGAGAGAUGGGUUAGAAAUUGUCUGGAAGCGCAAACCAACGCAAAUGGAAACAGCUGCACCUCCGCCAGUCUUGUAAUUCCUUAUCAUUUGUUUGUUGACUUUUUUGUUUUAUCUUAUCAAUAAAGGAUGACUGUCUUGUAUCAUUUA